Messenger RNA from Sphaeramia orbicularis (orbiculate cardinalfish), 9617 nucleotides. RefSeq names its product proline rich 12b (gene prr12b). Lineage: Eukaryota; Metazoa; Chordata; Actinopteri; Kurtiformes; Apogonidae. The coding region runs from base 442 to 8760 and encodes 2772 amino acids. The transcript has 16 exons. The record is from RefSeq and is a predicted model, not a curated record.
GGGAGGGAUGGAGAGGAUGAACGCCAGCCAGCCCCGUCAUUCCUCUUAAAAAUGGCGUCUUCUGAACAAAAUGAGCUGAAAAAAUAGCUUUAGUGCAGCGCGAGUGAGCAGCGGUCGGCGCGCGCGGUCGAUGCGGAUCUAGGUUCGUUUAUAUUACACGCGCUCAGAAAGCGGAGCAUCUGAUCUACAGCCCGUCGGCACAACACCAGAGACAAUAGACAGUGAAAUAUAUGGGGGAGAGAAGAGGAGGGAGGAGGUGCUCCUGGCUGCUGUGACCCCCUCCUCCUCCUCCUCCUCUCGCUCCUUCUCCUCCCUCCAGUCCUCCCAGUCUACAGGCUCGUCAAACAGAGAAAUAAACAGAGGCGAGUGCACCGAACAGAAGACAUUCCUCCCUCCCCUCCCCCCUCGCUAUCUGUCCAUCUUCAUCCAGCCCUUUCUUUCAUGGAGAGGAAUUAUCCCGCUGCAGGCUUUGGAGAUCUAGGGGCUGGGACAGGAUGGAGUUACGACAGAUCGGCCAAAGCAAGCCUCAUGUAUGGGAGCUCCAGAUCAUCCCACCCAGACUCAGAGCUGAUCCACAGACAGGCCUAUAGUGCCCCCCACCCCCUCCAAGGCUAUGCAACCAACCAUCACCCGGGAAGCUCAAGAGAAGGUGGAGCCUGGGGUGCUACUGGUCGCACGCUCGGCCUGUCUGGGCUGUUUGAUGCCAGCCUCCACCAUGCCAGUCCCUCGGGUCCUGAUGCCUCAGUUAUGAAUCUUAUUUCAGCUCUAGAUUCCCGAGGUCCCCAGCCCUCUCCUUCGGCAUCCUCCCUCCUCUCUCAGUUCCGCGCACCAUCUUGGCAGACUGCAAUGCAUACACCGGCCCCAGCGGAGCUCUUUAUUUCAGGGGCACUGCCAGGUUCCAGCUCCUUCCCCUCUUCCUCAGCCCUGUCCGCUUAUCAGCAUCCUGGUUCCUUCUCUGGAAGACCUUUCACUCCCUCCAUAUCCCUACAGGACACGCCUACAUUUAGCCCCACCUCCAAUGGCUUGCUAUCUCCCCAUGAUCCCCUUCUUCACAUCAAAACACCCUCCCAAUCGACCUUGGGUUUCGAUCGUUUGCUGUCUUCCCAGAGUGCCACCUAUCGUUCAUCCCAAGAACCCCCAGCACCUCUUCAGAACCAAGCCCCUUCCACCUCCUCUAGUUGCCAUCUGCCACCUCCCCAGUUCAACCUAUUGUCCUCCCAGCUCCACAACCAGUCCUCCCAGCUUUAUAAUUCAUCCAUGUUCUCUUCCACACCAGCUCUGCCACCUACAGCUCAGCCCCAGGGUCCUCAGGAGAGGGCAAUUCCCAGGCAGGACAGUGUGAUUAAACACUACCAACGCUCAUCGCCAACCCAGUCUACAACACUUCCUCUACAGCAGUACGUCAGCUGUGGUGGAUCUACAGGCUACCAGCAGAUAGCAAGUCACCAUCGGCAUGCUGGAGUGUCCUGCAGUCCCCUGGGGGAGCAAAGCCCAUCAUCUGACCCAAAGCCCUCACCACGAACAGAGUCCCAGACAUACAGACCCAUCAUUCAAACACCCUAUACAUCCUCCUCCUCCUCCAGCUCCUCAGCCUCUGCCUCUUCUGGUACAAAAGGAACAAAGAGUUCUAGCUCCACUAGUGGCUACUCCUCCUCAGGCUCAGGAUCUUCCUCUUCCCGUACACCACACACUCCACCAUCAGCCUCCUCCACCUCCUCCUCCUCCUCCUCUAGUUCCAAGGGAAGCACUGGAUCCAUGACUGCUCCUUCUCGUCAGCAACCCCCACCUCAGUCAGUACCGGGAUCACUUCCACCACCAGUGGUUACAUCUGCACUUACUCAGCAGUCAGCAUCUAAACAAUGCCUUGUUUCCUCCUAUGGCUCACCCUCUGUGGCCAAAUCCAGCACAAGUCUAUCAGGCCAGACCCCACCCCAGCAACAAGCCCAGUCUUAUUCUCCCAACCAGCAUCCAUCUACACUCAUGGCACACUCAUAUGGAGGCUUCAACUCACCUCAUGGCCAGGAAAUGACCUCUUUAGCAGCAGGAUCUACAAGAAAGGCUUUCCCUGGUUUAGGUCCUGGAGAGCGCUCAUUUUCUGCAGAAACAGUCUUUGGUGAUUCAAACUUUGGCUCAGCUUCUCUCAGAAGAGCGAGCAGUCCUGCCCUAGGGUAUGGAAAUGUUGGAGGAUCAUCUGGAAGUGGACCUGCAACAGGAGCUGGUGCUCUUGUCAGUGGAGUCGGGUCUGCAGGAUCUGGAAACACAGCUGCUGGUCUUGGUAAUGGAGGCAGGACCACAUACCAUCUUCCUGAGUCCAGUCCCUCUCCCUCCAUCAGUUCUGCUAUAAAUCGCUCUGGAGUGCACUCUCCAGCUUCUGCUCGCCCUGCACAAUCGCCUGGAGGCUCAGGAGCCAAUAAGUACUUGUCCUCAAUCCUCUCCCCUCCUUUUAUGUCUUCACCACAAGGUUUCCCUGAUACACGGGAAGCACAAAGCCAGUCUUACCACACUACACCACCCAGGCCAAAAACAGAGACCAGUAUGCUGGGAGUUGAGCGCUCCCAAGACGAGGAAGAGGAUGAUGAUGAUUUCCUCAUUCACCACUUGCUACAUGCACAGAGCUCAACUCCCCAUCCAUCGCAGCAUCAUCAACCUUCUCAGCAGAUGCCCCAACCCCUCACCCAGGUUACUGACAGAGAAGUCAAAGGGCUGGCCUAUAAUAUCAACAAGAUAUCAGAAGAGCGAUACCACCUUCAAAGUGUCAUUCGUACCAAUAAUACCACCAGUAGUUCAGGGACUGGAAUGACAGUUGAUGCCAACACUCAGAUGGAGAUAUCACAGAAGAAACAACAACCAAACAAGCCAGAGUUGACGUUGACAAAAUCAACAGCUGGAGGGGUGGGAGAGGCUGCUGACUCUCUUUCCCACUCCCAUCAACAACAGCAUGACUCCUUUAGCUCUGUGGUCCAUUAUGGAAAUGAUGACACCUACACCCAGCAUCCACAUGCACAUCAUCCCCAACAUGUGUCCUCACACACGCAGCAAUGUCAACACUCCCAGCUCUCCCAACACUCUUGCCACACUCAGCAUACACAACACUCUCAGCACACCCAUUCUCACCCUCACAUGAAUCCGAAACAGCCUUCAGAAGCAACAGACAGCACUUACUUGUGUAACACACAAGAUGUGCAGCAAACCCGUCAGAACCAGGUACCCAUCUCUAUGAUGGAUUCCUCACCAAAUCCUUCUAGCCAAACUCACAUGCUGCAGUCUGUCCUUUCCCAUACCACCCACACAAAGAUGGACCCACAGCAAACCCCAGCAUCAGCACAACAACAUCAACGACCCUUAACCCAGCAGGCUAUGAUGGUUUCAGCUGGAGGAGCAGGACCUACUAGAGUGGAGUCUCACCCACAAAGCCAGUCACAGUUGCAACUCCAGCUCCAGUCACAGGAUAUUGAUACACAUUACACUCUUGGACCCCAACCAAGAGAUCAAACCCAACCUAGUCAGAACUCAGUGUCUCCAUUAGACAUGCUAGACCAGUCACUUUCCCAGACCAACAAUAGAGACAGUGGGGCUCUGGACAGGACUGGGGUAGGGGUAGGGGUACAACUUUCAGGAGGGGAGCAAAGUGGCGCAGACAUGCACAGACAACAGCACAGACUUGCACCCCGUCUCCAUUCCCAACAAACAGCCUCAGAUCUCCAUGACUUCCUCUCUGAACCAGACCUGUCCAACCCCACACACCUACACCACCUCAACCAGCCUCAGGCCCAUGCUCAUUCUCAUACACAACACCAACAACAAGCACAUACUCACCAUCAGCUUCCACACACUCAAUUAGGACAUCCACACUCUCACAGAAUGGCAGCAAAUAUGGUAACUCCCCAACAACAGCAACAGUCCCAACCAAGUGAGACUGAACCCCAGCUCUCACAUGCUCAGUUAGAUCCACUCAAACAGCACCAGUUUGAUUCUGUGAGCCCUGUAAGUAAAGUAGGACAGAAUCAAUCUCAGCAGCAGCGUUUCGCACCACUAACAUCAAUUUGCUUUCCAGACUCUCUCUUACAUGAUGAAGAUCGCUCUUUCUUUCCUGCAAUGGAGGAUAUGUUUUGUUCAGCUGAUUACAAGUCAAGCUGUGCAGGGGAUUCUGGGACAGGACAGGCUGCUCAAGAAUGCCUCACCCAAGGUCAUGGACAGGGACAAGAAAAUAUGGAGGCCUUAAAAACAGGAGGUGCUGGAGAAAGCUAUGACAUGGUUGGUCAUCAUAGUGAUCAAGGCUAUGGACAAUACUGCCACAGCCUUCCAGGAACAGGAAAUGGCAACCUGCAUUUAGAUCUUGACUCAUUAAAGACCCAUGAGCUUCCCUCCACUGUGAAUACUGAUCAGCUUGGCCUUAUCCAAUCCCAAACUUCAAAUAUUGGGUUGAGUUCAGCAAUUCAAGGCAAUGAUUCAAUCAACAAAAUGAUGGGAGCUGUAGGACCUGGUGGUUCAGGCACCACUGGUCUAACCACACCUAUCUUCUGUUCCUCUCGACCUAAGAAAUUGCUGAAGACUAGCUCAUUUCAUUUGCUUAAACAGCGGCAGGAGCCACAAACACAAACAAAGAAAAAUUAUGCGCAAGAGUAUGAAUUUGAGGAUGAUGAGGAUAAAGCUGAUGCUCCAGCUGAUAUUCGCCUCAACAGUCGGCGCCUUCCUGAUCUGCUCCCUGACUUGGUGUCCAGUUGUAGGAAGGUGGGAGGGGUAUCAGGGGUAAGUGGGGUCACUCAAAUGAUGGACAUGGACUUCUGCCAUCCAUCCAGUUACUCUUCCCUACCCCCUCCACAACCUCUUUCACAUGACGGCCCUAAGAAAAGAGGCAGAAAACCAACCAAACCAAAACGUGAAGGUCCUCCUCGGCCACGAGGUAGACCACGCAUACGACCACUUCCAGAACCUCCUUUCUGCAGGGGGCUCAUGGGAUCAGUGUCUGGAGAAAGCAGGAGGGGUCGCGGCCGUGGCCGAGGAAGGGGUAGGAAGGAAGAGGGACUUGUGGAAAUGCAUCGAGACAUGAACAAAGCGCAAAGUAUGACAUAUCAUCCUCUGCAGCAGCAGCAUCCACAGCAACAGUUCAACCAACAGCAGCAUCUCCCACCACAUCAACAUCAGCAGCACAGACAUCAACUAGGGCACCACCAGGCACCGCCACAACAACAUCACCUUUGCAGCCAACAACAGCAGCAGCAGCAGCAUGUUUCCUCUGCUCAGCAUCAGCCACAUCAUCAUCAGCAGCAGCAUCAUCUUCAGCAACAGCAAACAUCGCAGCAACUGCAGCAAGAUCCUAUCAGACCAAUCAAGAUCAGACUACCAGUGCCCACCAUGCCUCCAUCUGAAUCCUUGUUGAGGACGGACUCACUCUCCAGUUCAGAGCCGGUCCUGUCUGAUGGAUCUGUGGGUUCAGCACCGUCUCUAGGCCUGAGCCCUGGGCCCAGUACAGCCAUGGACAUUGGCAGAAAUGAACUAAACCAAAUGCAAGACAAGAUGGUGAAGUAUCAGCCUGGAGAGAUGACAUGGAAGAAAGAAACUGAAGAUCUCCUAAAUCCCAAUGACUGGGCUGCGAUGCAGAAACUCGCAAGUUCAGCUGAUGAAAAGGCUUUUGACUUCAAACCUGGCUUCAUGGCCUCUUUCUUGGACUUUCUGAAGACAGGCAAAAAGCAGACAGGACUUGAACCAGAAUCAGAUAGAAGCGAGGAGGAUGUGCUGAACUCCUGCUCCUCUUUGAAGGGGGGGAUCAGGCCCCUGUCCCCCCCACCACCUCCUCCUCCUUUGUCACCAACUCCUUCACAGCAGCAUCCUCCAGGAACAUUCAAGGAAGUCAGAGAUGGAGAGGGGGAUGAUGAAGGAGAAGAACUGGCUCUGAGUGGCUGCUCAAGUCCCUGUAAACCUCUGGAUGAGGAACUGAAGAGGAACCUGGAGACCCUGCCCUCCUUCUCCUCUGAUGAGGAGGACUCAGUCAGUAAGAACCAGGACCUGCAGAAGAGCAUCUCAUCUGCGAUCUCAGCCCUCUACGACACUCCACACUCACUGGCUGCUGCUAUGGCGUCCGCUUUAGUUAAGGGCCCACCCACUCUGUCCCCUCCCACCCCGCAAGAACCUCCACUUAGCCCCCCUCUGCCAGCCAUGCCUCCUCUCAUCCCCUCAGCAAUGGUGGAGAACGAAAAGGAGGGGACGCCACCACAACACCCAUUGGAUGAUGAUGAGCAAAAUCUGGCCUCGCCGAGGUCAAACAGACAAGAAGCAGAGGAAAGGGAGCGUGAAGAAGAAGAAGAAGGGGAUGAAGGGGUGGAAGAGGAGGAGGAGGAAGAAGAGGAAGAGGAGGAGGAAGAGAUGGCUAUCAAUGAAGAAAUAGAACCAGCUCAAGAGCCUCUGAAUCAGCAACAGAAAAACCAGGAGGAACUAGAUGAACAGCUGCAGGAAGAGCAAACAAUUCCAGAAACGCCAGCGCUGGAUGUUCCCACAGUGGAAGAAUCCCCAGCAGGACCUGUACCUGCGCCUUCAUCCCCAUCGCCGUCCCCCUCCCCCUCCCCACCUACCUACUCUUCUCCCUCGCCCCUCCCUCCUCUGUGCCCCUCUGUGUCCUCCCCCCUGCCAGUCCAGCACAAUGACAAAGAAGAAGUGAAUCAGAUGUACCCUCCCUCUGAGCAGCAUCCACCUUGCUGCCCCCCAGCUCCAGCUGCAGGCACAUCCCCGCCCCCCUCCACCUCCCCUCCAGCCAUCCCCUCCCCACCCUUUUCCAACCUCCUGCUGGCCCAGUCCAUACCCCCUCCCUCCACCACGCCUCCUCCAUCAUCCUCUGACCAGGACCAGGAACCCGAGGCUGGGCAGCCUUCGCCGUUCUCACCUUCAUCCUCAUCAGCCUCUUCAUCGACUUCUCCACCAUCACCUCCGACUCCAGAGGAAGCCCCUCCCUCACAGCGGCUGACGUCCCUCCACCUGGCAAAGAAACAAGCUGACGCCGCCAUCGCUGGAGAGAGUGAGGAGGAGGACAGCGAGAGUGGAGGCGAGGGAAUCUUCCGUGAGCGGGAUGAGUUUGUGGUUCGGACUGAAGAUAUUGGAACUUUAAAGAUGGCGUUGCAGACGGGCAGGGAGCCUCCACCCAUCUGGAGGGUACAGAAAGCCUUGCUCCAAAAAUUCAGUCCAGAAAUCAAAGACGGUCAGAGGCAGUUCUGUGCCACCAGUAAUUAUCUGGGUUACUUUGGUGAUGCCAAAAUGAGAUACCAGCGUUUAUAUGUGAAGUUCUUGGAAAACAUCAACAAGAAGGAUUAUGUUAGAGUUUGCUCUCGAAAACCAUGGCACAGACCGAGUCUAACUCUAAGGCGGCAGUCGCUGCCUAAACAGCUGUCCAGCAUUCACAACCAAACCCCACCCAGAGUAGACAGAGACGACCGGGACAAGGACAGACAGAGGGAGCACAAAGACAAGGAGAAGGAGCAACGGGAGAAAAUAGAAAGAGAACAAAAGGAGAGAGAGAGGAGAGAGAAAGGAGAGAGGGAGCAGAAGGAGAAGGAGCAGAAAGAAAGGGAGCAGAGGGAAAAGGAGAAACUGGAGAGGGAAAAGGAGGACAGAGAACGAAAGGAGAAAGAGCACAGGGACAGGGAGAAAGAAAAGGAGGUAGAAAAAGAGAGAGAGAAUAAAAGGAGGGAGAGGGAGCAGAAGGAGAGGGAGAAACAUGAGAAUGAGAGGGAGCAGAAGGAGAGGGAGAGGAGGAAUAGGGAGCAGAAGGAGAAAGAGAGACAGGAGAGGGAGCAGAGUGAAAGGGAGAGAGAAGAGAGGGAGCAAAAGGAGAGGGAAAGGAGGGAGAAAGAGAGGGAAAAGAGAGAGAGGGAGCUGAGGGAGAAACAAGAGAGGGAAAGGAGGGAGAAGGAGCUGAGGGACAGAGAGCACAGCGAACGGGAGAAGGAGAAAGCACAGAGGGAGAAGAGGGAAAGAGAGGAACUGGAGAGGAGAGGAGGAGCAGUGGAAUGCACGAGGCCAAAGCUGAAGGAGGAGAGAGGAGGCGACAAGACUCCUGCUGAGUAUCAGCCCAGAGCCAAGAGCUCAAAAGACAAAGCGGAGCCUCCUCCCAAGAAGAGGAAGAAGUGGCUGAAGGAGGUGCUAUCAUCCUCCUCCGACUCAGACUCGUCUCCACCGAGUGAUGAUGAAGGACCUGUGAGGAGUGGGUUCAACAACAGAGCCAUGAGGGAGAUGUUCAGGAGUUAUGUGGAGAUGUUGGUCAGCACAGCGCUGGACCCGGACAUGAUCCAGGCACUGGAGGACACAGACGAUGAAUUAUACCUCCCGCCCAUGAGGAAGAUCGACAGCCUCCUCAGCGAACAGAAGAAGAGGCUGUUGCGGCGAGUCGACAUGAGCAUUCAGCACCAGGAGGCUUUACACAUAUUCCCCAAAAUGACGGCAGACCCUCUGGAAUCUGGAGCCGUCAAAGUCCACCUCGGUGGAGAGGGUUACAACCGUAAAACUCUCAAUCGGGUCAAGAGGAGUAUUCCUAAACAACAGGACCUAAAGCUCUCGAUUGAAACCUGUCGGAUCUACACUCUGUAUCAUUCCCUUCACCACUACAAGUACCACACCUUCCUGCGUUGCAAGAAGGAGACGGACAGUAUUGAGCAGGCGACGGAGGACCCCGGCCAGGAGGAAGUGGUGCAGCAGUGCAUGGCCAACCAGGGUUGGCUGGAGAACCUCUUCAACUCCUUCAUGGAACUGCUCAGCCUCAGUGCCAAGGCCUGAAAAAGAAGAGAAAGAAGCCGAAGCAGAGCCUAGUUCAUCAAACUUACAUCCACCUGCAGUAUUAGAAAGACGGAGGCAUCUGCAGUUUGAUAAAACAAAAGAAUCAGGCUACAGAAAGUAUGGACUAUUUUUCGAGAUGUAGGAUGGAGUAAACUGAACUUUGUGAAUGUGAAGGAUUUGUCUUAAAAGUCAAAGAUAGGGACCACAGGAACAUUUGGUCAGCACUACAAAAUAACACAUACACAUACACAAGGUGUCUGUAAGUAUGUACUGAUUACUAUGGUUUGUAUAAUUUAUAUAAAUACAUUUUUAAAAAUGACCAUCUUAAGCUGGGAUUGUUUGCUAUUAUUAUUUUUGAAAAAUAUUUUAAGGGGGUUAACAUGAAAUGGCCCAUGUGCAGUCAGUCCUUUGCUCCAGUGAGACUAACAGAGGUAAAACUAGGAGACAGAAGUAAGGUUUUAAAGGACUAUGUGAUAGUCUUUUUGUUCUACCUGCUUCAGAGUGAGAAAUGUAUUUAAAAUUUAAGCUGUGUUCUUUCUGUUUGUUCUUGAAAAGACAAUGAGAGAGAUAAUUUAAUGCCUAUAAAGACAAAGAAAGAAAAAAAAUCAAGCACGACUUUCCUAAAGAAGGUGUGAGGUGAAAUGAUCCAAAAGCCUAAAUGUCUGUGUUUAAUGUUGGUCCUUUUUAACUGUAUGUUGUUGAUGAUCAUUUGACCUCUGUGGAAACUCCUGCAGAGACAUUCUGUUGUUUUGAUGUGUAAAUAGUGUACAGCUACUUCAUUCUCUAGUUCCCAGUUCCUCUUCUGUACAUGAAAUUCCUGUAUUUGACAAAAGGAAAUAAAACUGUUCAAAACUGUG